AUGAAUAACUCUGUUCUUGCUUGGAACGUCAGGGGCCUCGGUGAGUCCAACAAGCGCGCUCGGGUGAAGUCUAUGAUCCGUCGAUGUCGUGCUGCGGUGAUUGGGUUGAUUGAAACUAAGUGGAAUGAGUGCUCGCAGCGGUUGAUUUCGUCAGUCAGUGGUAGCAGGUCUAGCUCGUGGGUGGCCAAGAACGCGUCCGAUACCAGGGGUGGUAUUGCUGUGUUCUGGGAACCAUCGGAAUUCUGUCUGCUGGAGUUUUGGGAAGGCCGGUUUUCGCUGGCCAUUCGUCUUCGGAUCGUUCGUUCGUUGAAGGUCAUCGCCAUCGUCUUCGUCUAUGGGCCACACGAGAAUGAUGCCAAGUUGGCCUUUCUUUCUGAGAUUGAUCUCUUAUGUCGACGGUAUGCGGAUCCUAUCUGCUUUCUGGGGGAUUUCAACAUGGUCAGGUCGGACGAUGAUUACAGGGGUGCCCCGAGAUGUAGGGCAAUGAUGGCGGAAUUUAACUCCAUGGUGAACCGCAAUGGCCUCAUUGAUCUUCCCCUUCAGGGCGCCGCCUUUACUAGAAGCAGUGGUAGCACCAACCCGAGUCUGUCCCGCAUUGAUCGUGCUUUGAUUAACACAGCCUUCGAAGUCUCCUUCUCGCCAGGACCCCUUCUUGCUUUUGAAAGGGUUGAGUCCGACCACAAUCCCAUCCGGGUUCAUUGGGGACUGGAAGACCGCGUUCGCAGACCGUGGCGGUUCGAAAACAUGUGGCUCCUGGAGUCAUUCAUGCAGAGUCUAGUUGGGUGGUGGAAUAUCCCCGUUUCGGGCUCGGGACUUCUGUUUCGCGCUGGUCAGCGUCUCAAGCAGAGUAAGCAGCUCAUCAAGUCUUGGAACGUGGACGUGUUUGGCAGAGUACAGGUUAAAAUUGAGAACUUAAUCAAGAAAAUCAGUGAGAUUGAUCUGUUGGAGGAAGCCGGGCCAAUCUUAGAGUCUCAGUUCAUUGCUAGGAGCUUGUGGAGGUGUGAGCUUGACAAAAUCCUGCUUAUGGAGGAAAUAUCCUGGCGCCAAAAAUCCAGGGAGCUUUGGAUCAAGGUUGGGGACAAGAAUUCGGGGUUUUUUCACCGUAUGGCUAAUUUUAACCGUAGGAGGAAUACCAUCCAGCUCCUGAAAGUGGACAACGAAGUUAUCUCCGAUGGCGAAGCGAUUAAGCAGGUGUUCAUCCAGCACUUUCAAUCCAGAUUUUCCGAGGAGGUUCAUGUUAGACCUUUCCCUGUUGAUUUCAAGCACAAUCUCAUCAGCCUGGAAGAGAACCAUCUCCUCACCCUCCCCUUUCAAGAAGCAGAGAUUUGGAAAGCCGUGAAUUCCUGUGGGGGAGACAAAGCCCCCGGGCCCGAUGGUUUCACCCUGCGAUUUUUCCAAAAAGCGUGGAACGUGAUUAAACACGACAUUUUAAGGGCCGCUGAUGAGUUUUUUCUGACCGGUUUCAUUCCGGAUUCAGUGGCGCACUCCUUUAUUUGCCUCGUGCCCAAGAAGACUGCUCCCGAAGAGGUUGGCGAUUUCCGCCCCAUUAGUCUCGUUGGCAGCUUAAAUAAGAUUCUGUCCAAACUUCUCUUUCUGCGGUUGCAGCCUUUCAUGAACCGGCUGGUCUCUCGACACCAGUUUGCUGGCCUGAAGCAUAGGCAGAUUCACGAAGCUGCCCUUAUCGCCAACGAGCUAGUCGAUAGCAGGCUGAGGAGUGGCCGCCCGGGAGUCAUCUUCAAAUUGGACAUCGAAAAAGCCUUCGACUCCGUCAACUGGAGCUGUCUCUUCAAUAUUCUGAAGAAUUUGGGCCUCUGCCACCGGUUCUGCAAGUGGUUAAAGGGUAUUGUCUGCUGUUCCAAGUUGUCGAUCCUCGUGAAUGGCGAAGCAGGUGGCUUUUUCCAGAUGCAGAGAGGUCUGAAACAGGGAGACUCCCUCUCCCCCUUCCUUUUCAGCCUAGUCAUGGACCUCUUCUCGUUCAUUCUUCAAAGUACCCAUGAUUCUGGCCUUCUUGAGGGCUUCUUUAUGGAUGAUUCCAAUAGAGUGGACGGGGUCAAUCACCUCCUUUACGCCGAUGAUGCCAUCGUCUUCUGUGACGCGUCGGAGGAAGCUAUGUACAACUUGGCUGCUGCUUUGGUUUGGUUCCAAACCAUAACGGGCUUGAAGGUUAAUUUCCGGAAAAGCUUUCUUUUCCCUGUUGGAGAUGUUGCUAACAUGGAUCGUCUGGCGGAGAUCCUGGGCUGCGAGUGGAAGUUUCUUCACACCAUCUACCUCGGUCUUCCGCUUGGGGCUCCUGUCAAGUCUAACGUCAUCUGGAAUAAAGUCAUUGACAAGGUGGAGGGGAGGCUGGCCGGCUGGAUGGGGAAGUACCUCUCUUUUGGCGGAAGGGUUACUCUUUGCGUUUCCGUGCUUGCUGCCCAGGUCAACUAUUUGCUCAGUCUUUUCAAAGCGCCCGCUGCUGUGCUGGAUAAACUUGAUAGACUCCUCCGUGAGUUCAUCUGGUCUGGAACUGGGGAGGUCAAUAAACUUCACCUUGUUGCGUGGGAUAGAUGCAAGCUGCCGAGGAGCUUGGGCGGCCUUGGCAUUCCUGAUCUGAGAGUCAGAAACCAGGCUCUUCUCUUAAAAUGGUGCUGGAGGUUUGCUGUUGAAAGGACCUCGUGGUGGAGAGAGCUGAUCAAGUUGAAGUUUCCGAACUCCCAUUCGGAUUGGUCCUCUGGCGACAUUCAGGGCCGGCUGGGGUGUAGCUUGUGGGCUGUGAUCUCGAAGAUGCGUAGCAAGUUCUGGAGUCUUGCCCAUGUGGACCCGGGGUCUGGGCACGACACCUCCUUCUGGUUUGAUGUCUGGGUCAGGGAUCGGCCCCAUCCUCUCGCUGUAGACUUUCCCCGUGUUGCUGCCGCCGCCAUCGCUCCGAACGCCAGCAUCGCUGACCUUGUUAGAGUCAAUGAGGGAAGCUUGUCUUGGGUUAUCCCCUCUCGUUUUACCCUUAGAGGAGGGGCGGGGAGUGAGAGAUCUAAUCUUUUUAACUGGCUUAAUUCUCUUAAUAUCUCUAGUUUUACUGCAGGUCCGCCUAGAAUUGUUUGGAAUGCUGCACCUGAUGAUGGCUUCUCAACCCAAUCUGCUUAUGCUGAGUUGGUUAAGGAGAACAGCGCGGCCGACCCGGACUUCCCUUUCAGGUUCGUUUGGCAAUCCGUCAUCCCUCCCAAGGUGUGUGCUUUCCUGUGGACCGUGUUCUAUCGAAGGAUUCUCACCCACGACGUCCUGAGAAGGAGAGGCUGGUCUUUCCCCAGUCGGUGUUCCCUGUGCGAAUGCUCUGAAGAAACCUUGGAUCACCUCUUCAUCACUUGCUCUUUUAGUCGGGAGGUCUGGCGGAUGUUGAGCGCCUUCAUCGAUCUCAGAUCUCCUUCACAGGAUACCACUUCCACUAUCAACGGAUGGCCCUUGGGUUCUUCUCAAAGCCCUAAGGCUUGGUGCAGCAGAGUGUUUAUCCAUGCUUUCUUCUGGCGUAUUUGGCUGGAGCGCAACUCCCGUAUUUUCCGUGACGAACACGCCUCCUCCCGUAUGGUCUCCUUCAAGACUGCUCGCCUCAUUGCCGACUGGUUAUGCGCUGGGAAUAAGGUCGACAGAAGCACUGCUGAGGCGUGGAUGCUCAUUCUCAAGACCCGGCUUCUCCCCAGGCCGGCCCCCACUGAGAGUUAG
Linum trigynum is the source of this 3693-nucleotide messenger RNA. The record is from the annotation of a GenBank genome assembly. NCBI's taxonomy places the organism in Eukaryota, Viridiplantae, Streptophyta, Magnoliopsida, Malpighiales, Linaceae.